ACAGGGAAGUGGUGCCGGCCGCUUCUGAGAGCAGCACAGGGCCCGCAGCACCACAGGGGGCAAUCCCAUGGGCUGGAUCCAAAGUCCUGAAGGGCUGGAUCCGGCCCGCAGGAAGUAGUUUGCCCAGCCCCCUCUACACUGAAGUGCUACAGGGGCACAGCUAUACCGGUGCUGUUGCAGCCUUUCAAGUGUAGACAAGCCCCCAGUCACGAUCUCCAAACACAAAACCUUAACAAGCACCCGGUUGUGUUAGGGCAAAAGGAACUUGCCAAGUGCAUGGGCCAUGUGACAGUCAGAGGUGCUGAGCUCUUGAGAGAAACACAUAUGAGGUCACUGUUCAGGGUGCAAGUUUGCUGACGUUGGGUACAUGUUGCGUUUGGUUGUUUAGAAAUGGAAGUGGAAGCCUUGAGGGCUCAAGUAGGGAACUCCCAGCCCUACAGGCAAUACAAAUGUGGAAAGAAAUGCCAAAGUCUUUCCUCUUCAGUUUUAUUUCCACAUGUUAACAGUUUUGGAUGGAGGCGUGUGUGGGGGUGUAACCUUGGCUGCCAUUGUUCUUGCUAAUUAUUUCUAGCUCUGCCAUACCCAGAGGGCUCAAUAGAGAUCAGGGCCCAGUUGUGCUGGGAGCUGUACAAAUGCCAAAUAAGAGACUGCCCCUGCUGCCAAGUGUUUCUAAUCUAAAUAGAGACAAGAGACAUGACAGUUGGGGGUAGAACAAAGCAGAGCUCGUCAGAAAACAGACAUUUUCCUUAUGAGAAAUUACAAAAAAAAACCAAAAUUAAAAAUCUUUGUUCAAAAAUUCAUUUGACAAUUUUCAGGUUUUCCCACAAGUUUUCGUCUUAUUAAAAACCAGAAUUUUCAUUUUGAAUCAACUUUUCGAUUUGACUUAAAGCAUCGUUUCAUUUCAUUCCCCCCCGACCACAAAAACAAACCAAAAAACACUAAAGGAAGCAAUCCAUGUCAAAACAAAACUAAAAUUUUCAUUUCAUUUUCAAACGUUAAUUCAAAAUAAUAUAAAAAAAAUCAUCCCUAAUUUGCCUGCAGGAAAACAAACAUAUUUCACUGGAAUUUUCCCAGAAAGUUUUCAGUUUCAAUAACACAUUGUUCAGCAGUGGGAAAGCUUUCCACACUAAACCUUUCAACCAGAUCUAAGAAGGAAGUUAAAACCUUAAGAAGCAUGUGGUGCCACUGGAUGUGUUCAUUUUCUGCAAGGCGAGGCUGGGUCACUGGGCAGCAGGAAGCUGGUUACACACCUCCCAGGAUCUGCCAAAUAAGAGAAGGCUGGGAAUACUUAGGUGAUUAAUAUGAAAGGUUUCAUGGUGGAAAUCCACACACAUUUCAGAAACUCCUUCCUAAUCCAUUUUCCACCAGGCCCUGUAAUAGGUCCUGGUACAAGGAGCAACAAACAAAAACAGAACAUCCCAACCACAGCUAUUAAACCACUAUGCAUUGAGUAAGACACUUCCCCCUUAGUGUUUCCGAGGGAAGUGAGGUAGGGUAGAUAAGAGGAACCUUGCAGUGAAAGAACUAGUUAGAGAGGCUGUUUCAUUGCAAACGCCUGCAGGAGAAACCCGGACCCGGGACUUCCCACUAACACAAAGGAGGGAUUCUCCUGGAGGCUCACCUGGAAUCUACGCCCCCACAGGCAUUGGGGAGAGGCAGAACAAUGAGGAUUUUCCCCAUUCUGGGUUGGAUGCUUUUCCCAGGCUGCUGGGCGGUGACGGGCCCCAGGGCAGUGCGCGGCCCCGCGGGCGGGUCGGUGGCUGUGCGGUGCCGGUACCGGGCGGGCUAUGAGGAUUAUCCGAAGUUCUGGUGCCGGGAAGGUUAUUUGCGCUGUUCCGACGGGCUUCACAUCAUCGAGACCGAUGGGUCGGAAGUGGAGGUGACGCGGGGCAGCGUCUCCAUCCGAGACAAUCACACCCAGCGCGUGUUCACCGUGACCGUGGAGAACCUGACACCGGCAGACGCCGGCUGGUACCACUGCGGGGUAGAGAGAACUGGGCGUGAUCUCAAGGCCACUGUGGAACUCACCGUCUCCCCAGCUACUUCUUCCCCACCCCCAACAGAAAGGUCAUCAUCAGCGACAGUGCAACCAGCUUCUUCCACGACAAAAUCUACUUCCAUCUGGACAACUGCUGAGGAAGAGAAAUCCAGCUUCUCCACUAACCAAGACGCCACGUCCCCUGUGCCCCAAGACUCAGACAUCACUUUCUACAUCCUGCUACCAUGCAUCUUGCUGGUUCUCAUUUUGUUUCUGCUCGCUGCUGUGAUGUUGGUGAGACUGUCCAAGAAGAGGAAAAAAGCGCUUUCAGGAGCAUCUGUGCAGAGGGACAAGAAAAUCAACCUGUCUAAUUUGGGGUCAGAAGAGACAGAAGAGGUUUCUUAUGUCACUGUGACGAUUUCCACCCCCGACCAGCAGCCCAUCUAUGCCAACGUGGAGCAGCGCCCCAAGACAACACGACCAGCCAAGCCCCCUGAGGAAACCCUGUACAGCACUGUGAAGUAGCUGCCCAAACCCUAACUCUGGAUAUGAGGCAGAGUGGGGAUGGGGGCUGCAUAGUCCUUAUCCAAGCUGCUUGAUCCCUAUCUGGCAAAAUUUGAAGCAACAGGGUUUAGCACCAAAUCUGACCUGUUCAAACUCCGGCAGCUGUUGUAGGCAGAGGAUUUACAGACACACUCAGCCUGGAACUGGAGUCUGUGGUUUGUCCAAUGGACAGGUGGCCUGAUGGAAUUAAUCAGUUGCUGUUCUCUUGUGAGGAGUGAGUUCAAAGAGCCAAUGGCUGGACUUACAGACAAUGAAACUCCCCGGGAUCUGGUCAGCAGGACAGGAGAGAAACCUUGUCUCUGUGUUUGAAUUUCAUGCACUUGGUGCAAAAAGGGAGCUUAGCAGGACCACGAAGGAAACCUGCCUGCAGGAGGAGUUUCCUCAAGAUCAGGAGAGAGGGUAGUUCCCCCUAUCACCACCUCCGACGGCAAGUUCACCUGGAAACAGACCCAGGCAUCCGAGAGAUGGAUGAAAAUAUAAUUUAUAUGCUCACAGGUGUCCUUGUGAUUAAAUCUAUCAGGAUCUAGAAUCAAAUCAGGUCAAGCGCCUACAUCCCAGCCUGAUUUCAUACAGGAACUUAAAAUGCACAGAACUGAAUUUUGAACUGGCCGGACAUAGGGUGAUCACCAUCUACAAAAGAAGAAGUGCAUGGGGAGUAACCUGGGCCUCGGAGCUGUAUCUAUGCGUUAUUGAGGGGGAUGGUAUUAUUAAGGUUGCCUCUCAACACUUCCCAUUAUAAGACCCUGUUUUAGUUGCUUAGAACUUUGCCAAAACAUGAAUUUUACAAUUUCCAUGGCAGGUGUCUACCAUGUUUUGGUUGUUGUUGUUGUUGUUUAAGUUUCAACCCAACAGUUCAGAUAUUUCUGAGAACAAGGCCAGGGAUAAAUAUGCUGUGUUGCAAUGUUAACAAAAAUUCUCUCCACCUUUUCUUUGAGAAGCUCUAGUGCCUCCACACUUUGGAGCCGGGAGUUGAAAUCUGGCAGUCGGUGGCCCGUGUCUCAGAGACGUGCCUGUUGCUGUGAAAAUCCAGCCAAAUUUGGCCAAUUUAUAAGCCUUUGAAAAAUCCAUGUUUGUACAUGCUCAGUAAGAAUUUCUUCCAAUUGCACAGGCCACCUUAAUUCCUGCAUCUCUGAACUUUUCACUGCUUGAUUUUGCAUCCUUAAUAUUCUUUUAAUAUAUUUUUUGCAUGUAAUAUGUUAUGCAAGGAGGGCCUUCUAACCACCGUCUUUCCCUCACCCUGCAGUAUGGGUUGAUGGUGUGAAAAUUAUAUUUAUUUUUCUUGCAGAUUUAAGACUUUCUUCUUGAAAAGGGAAUUUGUGAUCAUCCAGAAACAAUGAAUUAUUAUUAAUUCUGUUUCACUGGCAACAGUCAUUUAUACUGCAUGAGCAGUGUUAAUCAGGCUCCCUGCGGAAAGCCCAGUGAAGGUGAGAGGGUUGAAAAGUGACUGAACAUUGCUGCACUUCUUAAUAAAUAUGUGGAGCCAGCCAUGAAUUUCAUGCAUUGCUGUGAAUCGUGGGAAACAAAAGGACCCUGGAAACAGAAGGCGUAAUAAAAAAGAUCUGGCUUGUGUUUGAGGUGCUGAGCUAGGGUGUAUAAGAUCUAGAGUCAAUUCCCACCUCUACCACAGACUUCCUCUGUAACUAUGGGCAAGUCACUCACCUCUUCGUGUGUCAGUUCCUCGUCUGCAAAACAGAAGUAAUACUACUGCCCUACUUCACAGGGAUUUUGUGAGAGUUAACUAACAUCUGUGAAAUGCUCACUUACUAUAAGGAGUGGGGUUGUAACAAGUGUCAGCACCCAUCUGUUGUGAGCACCCCCUUCUGGCCGAUGCACGCCAGCAAUUACUCAUUUUUUUCGCAGGGCAGCACCUACCUCUCACAGGCAAACACUUUUUAGUUGGGGGUGAACCUGCUUUUCUUUGGGUUCUGGUGCCCCCCUGGCCACUGGUUGUUCAGCAGGUCUUCAGCAACUCAGCCCUCCGGCCAAGACACAUACAUCAUCACCCCUUCCGGGGUAUACAAUCUCUCCUUCUCCCAGUCCUGGUAUGGGGAAUUAGCACCAAGUCUUCCUCCCAAGAGGCACUGCCUUCUUUAACAGCCUAACAGGGGCCCAUCUCAGGCCUGGUCUACACUACGCAUUUAAACCGAAUUUAGCAGCAUUAAACCAAUUUAACCCUGCACUCGUCCACACAAUGAGGCCCUUAAUAUCGAUAUAAAGGGUUCUUUAAACCGGUUUCUGUACUCCUCCCUGACGAGAGGAGUAGCGCUGAAAUCGGUAUUGCAAUGUCGGAUUAGGGUUAGUAUGGCCGCAAAUCGACGGUAUUAGCCUCCGGGCGGUAUCCCACAGUGCACCAUUAUGACCACUCUGGAAAGCCAUCUGAACUCAGAUGCACUGGCCAGGUAGACAGGAAAAACCCUGCAAACUUUUGAAUUUCAUUUCCUGUUUGGCCAGCGUGGAGAGCUCACCAGCACAGGUGACCACGCAGAGCUCAUCAGCACAGGUAACAGUGCAGUCUCCUGAGAAUCGAAAAAGAGCUCCAGCAUGGACCGCACGGGAGGUACUGGAUCUGAUCGCUAUAUGGGGAGAGGAUUCCGUGCUAACAGAACUCCGUUCCAAAAGACGAAAUGAAAAAACAUUUGAAAAAAUCUCCAAGGCCGUGAUGCAGAGAGGCCACACCAGGGACUCAGUACAGUGCCGUGUGAAAAUUAAGGAGCUCAGACAGGCCUACCAGAAAACCAAAGAAGCAAAUGGAAGGUCCAGGGCAGGGCCGAAAACAUGCCGCUUCUAUGCUGAGCUGCAUGCAAUUCUAGGGGGGAGUCCGCCACCAGUUCCCCACCCCUGUCCGUGGAUUCCGAGGUGGGGUUGGUAAUCUCAGCCAUGGCCGAGGAUUCUGUGGAUGGGGAAGAUGAGGAGGAGGAGCUUGCAGAGAGCACACAGCGCUCCGUUCUCCCCAACAGCCAGGAGCUUUUUCUCACCCAGACGGAAUUACUUUCCCAGCCCUCCCAAGCCAGUAGCCCAGACAAUGAAGCUAUGGAAGCAACCUCUGCUGCAAUUUUUUCAAGCCUCUCUACUCCAUCCUGAAGGCUAUCUCAGAUAAGGCAGUGGAAAACAAAGACACGAGAUGAAAUGUUCCCCGAAAUCAUGGAAGUGACCCGCAAUGCAAGAGCUCAUCUGAAUGAGUGGAAAGACGCGGUAUCAAAUUACAGGAAAGAUGCCAGUGAAUGUAAGGACAGGAGGGACGCUUGAGAUGAGAGGUGGCGGCAGGAAGAUCAGAGGAGGCAUGACGCAACGCUGGGGCUGCUGCGUGAUCAAACUGACAUCCUCCGACGUCUGGUGGAGCUUCAGGAACAGCAGCAGGAUCACAGAGUGCCGCUGCAGCCCCUGUAUAACCACCCUCACCAUGUUCCAUAUCCUCCUCACCCAGACGUGUAAGAACACGUGGGGGAAGGCUUUGUGCACCCGCCCACUCCACCCGCGUGCACAGCCCAACCAAAAGGCUGUCAUUAUUUUAAAAUUUUUUUAGUGGCCUUUUCCUUCCCUCCUAUCCUCCUCCCAAACCACACCUGGGCUACCUUGUCAGUUCUCUCCUUUUUAUAAUGAAUUAAUAAAGAAUACAUGAUUUUUAAA
Messenger RNA from Gopherus flavomarginatus (Mexican gopher tortoise), 6169 nucleotides. Its product is annotated as CMRF35-like molecule 3. Gene Ontology annotation, cellular component: plasma membrane. The coding region runs from base 1664 to 2503 and encodes 279 amino acids. Lineage: Eukaryota; Metazoa; Chordata; Testudines; Testudinidae. The record is from RefSeq and is a predicted model, not a curated record. The transcript is spliced from 7 exons. Gene Ontology annotation, molecular function: transmembrane signaling receptor activity.